Molecule: messenger RNA, 1080 nt
Organism: Anopheles marshallii
Lineage: Eukaryota; Metazoa; Arthropoda; Insecta; Diptera; Culicidae
Exons: 6
Coding region: 1-1080 (359 amino acids)
Source: RefSeq, a predicted model, not a curated record
AUGCGACCGACCGCCAAAGCGAACCUGGCUAUCGGCCAUGCGGCGGCACUAGCAAUCCUGGUGUCGCUGGCCACGGUCGGUGCCAUUCCGACCUCGGUGUUGGCGGACUCGAAGGACACCAACGGUGGCCAUCGCGAUGUAACGGCUUCCCCGGGGCAGAAUCAGCUGACCACCGAUGAUGCCUCGUACGGCGACGACCGGUCAGGUCCAACGAAUCCUCAGAAGCGUGGAGUGAACCCGCUGCUCUACCGGGAGACCGAACUACGGAACGACUUUUCCGGCAACUCCAUCCCGCAGAACGGGGUCUGGGAGGAUGUCGGUGUACCGUUGCCGGGCAUGCCGUACCCGAUGGAACUGUUCGAUGCACCCAUGGAGCCGGGCCCACUCGAACGGUACGGCUCACAGCAGCAGCAGCAGCAGCAGCGGACGUACGAUGUGCUUCAGAGCCUGCUGAACCGGCCACCCUCGUACAAUCCACUGUUCGUCGGCCGACCCGUGUCCGGUGGGUACCCGGUACGAAUCCACGGUGGUUCCGGCGGCGCCGCCGGUUACGGCGAACGUAAGAAGCGCACGUUGGCAACCGGAAAGUCGCACUCCCGCCUGAUGCGCCUGAAGCGCAGCUCGGGUAAGCUGUCACCGGCCGAAGUGUUUUCCCUGCUAGCCCUGAUGGAUUCGCGCGAUCCUUACCGACCAUUGUCCGACUACAUCGCGGACGAGCAGACGAACGAGGGGUUGGCUUACGCACCGAACGGAAUGUAUCCGGAUGUGGCACUACCGUUGGCCCUGGAGCAGCUUCUCGGUGCCCGGGGUGGAGCUCUGCCGGUGGAUGGCUACGCGUACGAUGAUGCCGGCGAGUGGAUGAACGGAUGGACGGAACCUUCGGUGGACUAUAUGGGUAUUCCGAUGGCGGAUUUGGAUGCUCUCGGUGCGCUCAGCGAUGGCAAAGGCUUUGGCUCAAUGAAUGGAUACCUGCCCCAGAAACGCUUCAUGGUGUCGAAGAAAAAGCGUAGCGUGUCACAGGCAACGUCAACGCACGCCGGCCACCAGCAGCAGGGAGGAACGAUACAAGCUGCCGCUUGA